AUGGCAGGGUUGGUUCUCUGUGAGCCCACAGAGCUUUACAACAUCUUGAACCAGUCCACGAAGCUCUCCAGGUUAACUGAGCCUAACUAUCUCUGUUUACUGGAUGCCCGUACAAAGCGUGAGUACAAUGAAAGCCAUGUGAUUACAGCAAGAAGGGUUAAACAGAAUCCUAUGGGGGACUAUCUGGUACCUGAAUCAGUUGAGCUGGAGUGUGUCAAAUAUUGUGUCGUGUAUGAUGGCAAAACCAGCUCUUUGGACGAUAUCUAUUAUGAUGAUUACGAAGAGAAGGAGGAGGAUGAAAAAGAUGCUGAGGUAGGGGCUGCCAUCCAGUGUGCCAGAGUCUUAGAGCAGUUCACCCGCCACCCAGUCCGCAUCCUGAAAGGAGGGUAUGAGCGCUUCACUGCGUGCUACCAUUUCUUGAGGACUCAGAAGAUAUUCUGGAUGCCUCAGGAACUGGAUGCUUUUCAGCCAUACCCUGUAGAGAUAUUGCCUGCUCAGUUAUAUAUGGGAGAUUGCAGGCAGGCCUGUGACCAACAGAUUCAGAAGGAUCUGAAAAUCAAAGCACAAGUCAACAUCUCAGAGGAGAUUGCAACACUUUUCACAGAUGAAAGCAAAACACUUCUUCAUGUUUCUGUGGCAGAUUCUCCCGAUGCAGAUCUUUUUUCCUUUUUUCCCACCAUUUGUCACUUCAUAGAUUCUCAGAUGGCUCUUGGAGCAGUUCUGGUUUUCUCUACCCUGGGUCUAAGUCGGAGCAGCACGGCGGUAAUGGCCUUCCUCAUGCAUUCAUCCCAUUAUCCCUUAAAGAGGGCUUGGAAAUACAUCCAGAAAUGCAAAACAAACAUGAGACCAAACCGUGGCUUUGUACAACAGCUGUCAGACUGGGAAAGCCAAAUCUAUGGGUCAGCGAUCACAGAUAUCUCCGAACCACAUUAUUGA
Messenger RNA from Emys orbicularis (European pond turtle), 936 nucleotides. It is a transcript of the gene STYXL1, whose product is annotated as serine/threonine/tyrosine interacting like 1. Bases 1 to 936 code for a protein of 311 amino acids. Gene Ontology annotation, cellular component: mitochondrion. Gene Ontology annotation, molecular function: protein tyrosine/serine/threonine phosphatase activity; protein phosphatase inhibitor activity; pseudophosphatase activity. Gene Ontology annotation, biological process: negative regulation of cytoplasmic stress granule assembly; positive regulation of intrinsic apoptotic signaling pathway; protein dephosphorylation. Lineage: Eukaryota; Metazoa; Chordata; Testudines; Emydidae. The record is from RefSeq and is a predicted model, not a curated record. The transcript is spliced from 8 exons.